CUGUUUUCACAGGCUAGUUUUUGUGUCAGUUAUAAUCGCUUUAAACUAAAGUGAUUCCACAGCAAGAUUGGAAUAUGUCGGUGGAUCACUUUUUAAAGCCUUGUUUAGAUUUUGGAGGAGAUUUUAAUUCCCACGCCGGGUGGCGGUAAUAAACUUUAAAGCUGUGUGACACCCGUUUUCAAAUACAGAAGAAGAAACUGAUGAAACCUCUGUAGAUAGACAUUCUCCUUUCCGUUUACAAGGCCAGCAAUGGCGUUGCUUUACGGCCUUAUUUGGCGCCUUCUUUUAGCUUUAGUCCGCAUCAAAAGAGCGACGGUUUCCUGGCUCCGAGUCCGUCUUCGAACAUGGAAAGGCCGUUUCUGGCAGCGGACAAUGGCUGCGCUGCUGCUGCCGGUUCCUGUGGCUGAGUUCAAGCAGAAGAAGGCCGAUGCUAACCAGAGUUCUGACGGUGAUGGUGAUGGCAAAGGCGCUGGAAGCCGUCGGUCACGUUGGAUAUCUGACGGGAUUUCGCUGGAGAAACUACCGGUCCACAUCGGCCUUGUAGUGGCUGAGGAGGAGCUCAGCUUCACGGACAUCGCCAACAUGGUGGUCUGGUGUAUGGCUGUCGGUGUUUCCUACGUCAGCGUCUAUGAUCAUCACGGUAUUUUCCAGAAGAACAACUCUUCUCUUCAGGAGGAGAUAGUGAAACAACAGCACAACCUGUUGGGUGGAGAUGACUCUGCAUUCAACAUGGAGUUACUGAGAAACGGCACAGACAAACCCCAACACUUUGUUGUGUCCUGUAGACCCAUAGUGAAGGUGCUGUCUCCAGAGGAUGGAAAACACAGUAUUGUCCAGGCAGCAAGAAAACUUUGUCACUCUGUGGAGAAGAAGGAAUGGAGCUCUAAAGACAUCAGCGUCUCCGUGUUGGAUGUACUUCUCAGAGAAUCAAAAAAUAUCCCAGACCCUGAGUUGGUGGUGAAGUUUGGUGCUGUGAACAGCACUCUGGGUUUCCUCCCCUGGCACAUCAGACUCACAGAGUUUGUUUCCCUGCCCUCCCACAAAAACGUUUUGUAUGAAGACCUGUUUGGUGCCCUGCAGCAUUACAGUGCCUGUCACCAGCGGCUCGGACAAUGACCUGCAGAUUGUUCUGCUCUUCAGAGAGGAGCACGGAUCAAGUCUAACAUGUUUGUUCAGAGGCUGGAUUGGAGGUGACAUCCUUCCUGUGUACCAUGACCACACCUGUCCUUUCUUCUGGACUAAAAACUUUCAAGAUGGCUAAAAGAUGAAGGAAUCAGGAAUGAUGAGCAGCUCGUCUUCUGCCACUAAUUCGUGUUUCAUGAUGAAAUCACUUUCCAGUAUACUGCAAAUCAGAGGAAGAAGGCUGAACAGAGAUGAACACUGACCUAUAAGGACUAACUCCACUGACUGUUUUGCAAUAUCAACUCCGUCUCCCCAGCCUCUGUGAGUUCUGUGGAUAUCAUUUCCACAGAAAAGAAAUGGAUACAGAGAAAACUAUUACAUUAGUCGUCACUUGGCAUCUUGUUAAAUCCAACCAUUAUUUUUGGAUGGAUUUUCAAUACUGACAAUAAAUGGACAGAAGGUUAGCUUUGAGUGAGAAACCUCAGCAGUCUGUUGGUCUAUUUGUUCUGUUAUCCAAUUCAAAAUUGUCACUUUCCAUUCGUGUUUUAGAAACUGACAAAUGUUUCAGUUUGCCUGAAAUAAAAAAAAGAAUGCACAGUCAUUUUGGUGACUGACCCAGAAAAAAA
Poecilia latipinna (sailfin molly) is the source of this 1748-nucleotide messenger RNA. It is a transcript of the gene nus1, whose product is annotated as NUS1 dehydrodolichyl diphosphate synthase subunit. Bases 250 to 1116 code for a protein of 288 amino acids. The record is from RefSeq and is a predicted model, not a curated record. Lineage: Eukaryota; Metazoa; Chordata; Actinopteri; Cyprinodontiformes; Poeciliidae. The transcript has 5 exons. Gene Ontology annotation, molecular function: ditrans,polycis-polyprenyl diphosphate synthase [(2E,6E)-farnesyl diphosphate specific] activity. Gene Ontology annotation, cellular component: dehydrodolichyl diphosphate synthase complex; endoplasmic reticulum membrane.